AUGUACCGGGCCCGGGCGGCGCGGGCGGGGCCGGAGCCCGGCAGCCCGGGGCGCUUUGGGAUCCUCAGCACCGGGCAGCUCCGGGACCUGCUUCAGGAUGAGCCCAAGCUGGACCGGAUCGUGCGGCUCAGCAGGAAGUUCCAAGGCCUGCAGCUGGAGCGUGAGGCAUGCCUGGCUUCCAACUACGCGCUAGCCAAGGAGAAUCUGGCGUUGCGUCCCCGCCUGGAGAUGGGCCGCACUGCCCUGGCCAUCAAGUACCAGGAGCUCCGGGAGGUGGCCGAGAGCUGUGCGGACAAGCUGCAGCGACUGGAGGAGAGCAUGCACCGCUGGAGCCCCCACUGCGCGCUGGGCUGGCUGCAGGCUGAGCUGGAAGAAGCUGAGCAGGAGGCUGAGGAGCAGAUGGAGCAGCUGCUGCUGGGGGAGCAGAGCCUGGAGGCUUUCCUGCCCGCCUUCCAACGAGGCCGGGCCCUGGCCCACCUGAGGCGGACCCAGGCGGAGAAGCUGCAGGAGCUGCUGCGGCGCCGGGAGCGGUCUGGCCAUCCAGCCCCCACGGCUGCCGCGGAGCACCCCAAAUCCUUCCCCGCUGCCGCAGUCCUGCCCACCGGGGCCGCCCGGGGGCCGCCGGCAGUGCCCCGGAGUCUGCCCCCCUUGGACUGCCGCCCAGUGCCCCCACUGAAGGGCUCCCCCGGGUGCCCCCUGGGCCCAGCCCCUCUGCUGAGCCCUCGGCCCUCGCAGCCAGAGCCCCCCCACCGGUAGGAUCCAGGGUAUGGCCCCCCCAUGGGGGGCCCAGACAAACUUGAUGCGUGGCUCCUCCUCCUCCCCCACUGCCUGGGUGGGGGGAGGGGCAGGCCCCUCCCCCUGGCCCUGGGCAGGCCCUGGCC
Budorcas taxicolor (takin) is the source of this 881-nucleotide messenger RNA. RefSeq names its product VPS37D subunit of ESCRT-I (gene VPS37D). Gene Ontology annotation, cellular component: ESCRT I complex. The transcript has 4 exons. The record is from RefSeq and is a predicted model, not a curated record. The coding region runs from base 1 to 756 and encodes 251 amino acids. NCBI's taxonomy places the organism in Eukaryota, Metazoa, Chordata, Mammalia, Artiodactyla, Bovidae. Gene Ontology annotation, biological process: protein targeting to membrane; protein targeting to vacuole; ubiquitin-dependent protein catabolic process via the multivesicular body sorting pathway.